This is a messenger RNA of Megachile rotundata (alfalfa leafcutting bee), 2228 nucleotides long. RefSeq lists its product as uncharacterized. The record is from RefSeq and is a predicted model, not a curated record. NCBI's taxonomy places the organism in Eukaryota, Metazoa, Arthropoda, Insecta, Hymenoptera, Megachilidae. Gene Ontology annotation, biological process: autophagosome-lysosome fusion.
CUCCUGCAAAUUGGGAAAUAACGUGGAUAAAGCUGUAAACUACUCGCAGACAUCAGUUAUAAAAGAAGGAAAUGGUAGAAUGGUGUGGAUCAUACCCUACAUUCAUCUUCCAAAACAACUAAAUGCAGCAUAGGGCUUCAAAAUACGAACAACCAAUGAGCGAUAUCACCGCAGACAAAAAUAUUUUCGCCUGGACGACAAACUAACCAGCAGGCAAAAACAGUUUGCCAUUUCCGAUGUACAAUGCGGUGAUUCCAGAGAGAACAGGACGUCUCUAGAGAAUUACAGUGCGCUCAUAAAAGUGAUCCGAAGAUGAAGUGGCCAUUAGUGCUGACUUGUUUUCUGCUGCCGCAUUCGUGCAUCCUCGGCGCAUCGCAUGCCGGCUGCGAGUUUCCGGCGCAAUGGAACGGCCACUGGUUUCAAUCGGGGAAUCAGGGGUUGGUGACAGUGAACGGAUCCAUGAUGACCAGCAAGGGCCGCUGCAUCGAGACCAAAGACGACAAGUUCCUCACUCAUGACAAGGCGGAGAAAUGCUAUCGCUGUAUCGUGAUGCACAUGAAGCAUCCGAACGUCCUGCAAUAUAAGGAGACUUAUUGCACGGACGAGUCACCGAAGCCGAGUCUACUCUCGAUGUGCAGCAAGUUGACCAGCGAUACGAUUCUCAUUUCCUUGUUUCGUACGGGAGCUGCACCUAUGGCCUGUCCCUUCAAGGGUCCCUUAGAAUUCACUUACAGCCAUGGCGAAGGAGAAUGCAAGUUUCCGUUGUCCAUUGCUGAGACGUGCACACAGGAGUCGCGGUUGCUUCUGCGUUACCAGGCGUGCGCCAAUGUUUAUUCUUCUGAGAGUGUCGACGUGGAAUUAGAGUGUCUCGCCACGUGGAAAGAGGGCAGUACCUACAAUCUCGUCGCGCGGCUACACGGCGCGCGGAAGACCAACGACGAAGAUAGCUACAGAUGCUUUAUUUACGAGCAAACUUCGAACAACUCGUGGAAUUUGGCACAGAGCGCUGACGCCUCUUGCGCGGGAUUGAUCAGCAUCAAGGAAGCUGCCAGGACCUUUAAAUUGAAACAGAAAAAUUCACCGAAUCGCUGUACUUAUCCUUCGUGGGUGGUGGCGAACAAGUCAUGGGUGGCGCUGGAUCCGAUAGCGUCUCGACUGCAGGCAUCGCCUUACAAUAUGACGAUCCUCGAUCGAAAGGAGACACGUCUCGUGUGUCAUUCUGUGGUUCCCAUAAGCGACCGCCCCUUCAAUCCUGACAAAGAGAACCAAGUGCAGUACGUCGCCAAGGCUACCCUCGAUUGCACCAAUGGCUACGUGUGCCUGAUGUUCCAUCGAAGGGACGACCAUGUAAUAGAGAUGCAGCUGUCGGAAUGGAGCCAACAACCUGACAACGUGUGCAACUCCAGUACGUUCAACUCCCACUCGACGCCGUACACGACGUUCAUUGCAACCGAUCCGAUGACGAAGCAGUGUCCUAACCUGGGUCGUUACGAGAUCGUCUCCGUACUUCAUUCGCAUGUCGGCGAGAAUCCUGACGAGAUAUUGGGCGAGGAGGACGAACAGAACAUCGCGAACGCCGCCGAGGUGCAAGACGUCAGGGUCACAUCGACACCGUAUCCAGGACGAUGUCGUUACGGAAGUGUUCGCCGACUGGAUAUCGGUUGCAAGACACCGGAUCGCAUGGAGUUCGCCACGUCCUGCAGCGACGAGUCACCCUCGGAAUACUGGUGUCACGGAACAUGGAUCGAAAACGACACAGCAUACUUGGUGGCCAGCACAGACGUGGGACGUUAUUGUCUCGUUUACAGUGCAUCCGCCGCGGCGACAGGAAGUCGUGAACUCUCAGUGACGGGUCAUCUUGCUUCCUGUCCGAGACCCUCUCAUCGUCAUCUAGUAUCCUGGCAGGUCAACCUCACGUCGUAUGCGCAAUGUGGCGACAUCUCGACGGCCACCUCGUGGACCUUCCGGAUCUCGGCAUCUGUGUACGUUCUGUUGGUUCUCGGCAUCAUCUUCAGCAGAUAUAUCGCGAGGUGAUACCAUUGAGUGCAGGGAACGGGCCAAACAGAAACGGCCGUGUAGACAGCUACACAGAACGACGAGCACAGCAACUACAACAAAUCUCUAUAUAAAUAAAAAAAACGAAAAUAUAUAUAUAUAUAUAAAUAUAAAUACAAGAAAAAAAUUAUAUAUAUAUUAAACAGAACAAUUUAACGGAGAGUACCGAGGGA